CCGGGGUGUCCGUGAACGCAGCAGGCGGAUGCGGACGUAAACAAGCUCAGUGACGUGGAGGAGCCAGAACCAGAAAACUGGACCAGUAAACCAGAGAACUGGACCAAAGUCUCCGUUUUACUUCAAUAUUCCCGUUAGUUCUGCUGUGGUAGUUUCAGGGGAACUCCGGGACUCCGCUACGUGGUUAGACCAGCUCUCCCGGGGACAUGGAGGCCAGUAAGCCGUUCCUGGGGCUGUCGGACGUGUCCAUCGCGGAGGACACCCCGGUGGAGGGGGACAUCUCCGUCCCGCCGGGCCCGGCCCGGGGCGGGGAGGACGGCUUCUCCACGCUGGACGAGCCGGUGAAGGAGACGGUUCUGCGGGACCUGCGGGCCGUGGGGACCAAGUUCGUCCACGUGCUGUACCCGCAGCGCAGCGCGGCGCUGCUGCGGGACUGGGACCUGUGGGGCCCGCUGCUGCUGUGUGUGGCCCUGGCGCUGCUGCUGCAGGGGGGGGCGGCCGGGGACCAGCUGCAGGGGGGGCCGCAGUUCGCUGAGGUGUUUGUCAUCGUCUGGUUCGGCUCCAUCAUCAUCACCCUCAACUCCAAGCUGCUGGGCGGGACGCUGUCCUUCUUCCAGAGCCUGUGCGUGCUGGGCUACUGCAUCCUGCCGCUGACGGUGGCCAUGGCCGUGUGCCGGCUGGUGCUGCUCGGCGGCUCGGGCACCGUCAGCUUCGCCGUGCGGCUGGCCGUGGUGGCCGUGUCCUUCGGCUGGUCCACCUUCGCCUCCACCGCCUUCCUGGCCGACAGCCAGCCCAGCAACCGCAAGGCGCUGGUGGUGUACCCCGUCUUCCUCUUCUACUUCGUGAUCGGCUGGAUCAUCCUGACCUUCUCGCCGUGAGGGGGGGGGACCUGACUGAGGAGUGAAGGAACUCGGACAGAACCCAGACCCCCUGGACGUUGGAGCGCACCGAGACCCGCGGGACACCAACACAUCCAGACUUCCUCUUGGACCAGGAGUUGUUGAGACUGUUCAACGACAAACCAACCUGCUCCUUUUCUCAGUUUGUCUCCUAGUCAUGUAGAUAUGACUAGCUACUGAAUGUUUGAACAAUUAGGGCUAAAACCAUUUCCUCCUUCCUUCUGUGUCUUUGUGAGUGUCUUUGUGUUUCUCCAUUUUAGAGUUUGAUUUGAUGGGGUUUGGGCGUCUUAAGGACAUUUUUGGUCGAUUCCAAGAUGGCUGACAGUGGAGAGUUGGCGCGAAGGGCCGGCGAUCCUCCAGGAACGCUCCUCCUGCUUGUUUCUGCCUUCUUUUUUUCCAGUAAAGUAAUUUAUUCUGUUGCGGUGGGAGGAAACAGUUUGUUGCUUUAUUAGUUUAACACCACAAACUACUGACAUAUGAAUCAAUUCCAGCUAUUUAGGUGUUUUUUUUCCCUGGUUGGUGAAGUGAAAACAGCAAUAACGGCGUUGGGUAUUUCUGUUCACCAGUUCUGAAGUACCGGAAGCUGCCCAUGAAAUCUUUUUCAGCUUUUGAAGAAACCAGAAAGGUGAAUAAAACUAUGGGAAAAGAA
Messenger RNA from Cololabis saira (Pacific saury), 1548 nucleotides. RefSeq names its product Yip1 domain family, member 6 (gene yipf6). Lineage: Eukaryota; Metazoa; Chordata; Actinopteri; Beloniformes; Belonidae. The record is from RefSeq and is a predicted model, not a curated record. Gene Ontology annotation, cellular component: membrane; trans-Golgi network. The transcript has 2 exons. Bases 207 to 878 code for a protein of 223 amino acids. Gene Ontology annotation, biological process: endoplasmic reticulum to Golgi vesicle-mediated transport.